Truncatella angustata is the source of this 3231-nucleotide messenger RNA. RefSeq lists its product as uncharacterized. The record is from RefSeq and is a predicted model, not a curated record. Bases 1 to 3231 code for a protein of 1076 amino acids. The transcript is spliced from 2 exons. NCBI's taxonomy places the organism in Eukaryota, Fungi, Ascomycota, Sordariomycetes, Amphisphaeriales, Sporocadaceae.
AUGCCCUCCUUCGGACGGAUUGGCAGGCUCAGCAACCGUUCCCAGCAUAACCUGGUCGAGCAGCAACAGCAGCAGCAGCAAGCAAAUGCGCCGCCGUCGCUGAUAACUUCAAGCUCAUCCGCUGGCGCUGGAGUUGGAGUUGGCCCAGGGCCUCAAGCUGGUGGUGCCUCUGCUUCUACUACCCCCCAUUCAGCCUCGUCCGCUGCAUUAAGCUCAAGCGAGUCCUUUCAACACGCCGAGACAAGGGCGGCCCAGCAGCAGGCGCAAAACAAACAACAACAACAACAACAACAACAACUACAAUUACUUCAAUCACAUCAUCAGCAGCAGCAGCAGCAGCAGCAACAGCAGCACCAGCGCUCACAGGAACACCAUUCGCGGGUUCUUGGCCAGCAGCAACCGCCUCUGACACCUCAACAGCAACCGGGUCUACCCCAGGUGGCCCAGGCCUAUGCUGCUAACCCUGGUAGUGCUACUACUAUUGUUACGUCAAACCAUAACCCCACUGGGAGCAUCUCCAAUUCAGCUGCCGGUGCCGUUGCUUACAGUAAUAAUUCGCGACAGCAGCAACACCAGUUGCCAAAGAGCCACAAUCAAGACUUUGCUGAUUCUGUGUCGCGGUCACAAUCUACACGCUACCCGCAGGCGUCACCACUGCAGACCCAACAGCAAUUUGGGCCCGCAUCAAGCUCAGCCGACAACCUGCCUGACACUAUCUCGUCACCCCUCAUUCCGCAGGCGCAAUCAGGCUAUCCCAUUGGGUCUCAGUCUCACCACCACACCUUGAGCCAGAGCCAAGGCCAAAGUCAAAGUCAAAGUCCAAAUCAACCCGCCCCCACGGAAGGAAAACAGUCCACCCGCAAAUUGAUCAGGAAGAUACUUCAAGGAGCCUCCGCAAGCAGAGCCGCAACUUCCUCGAGUUCUUGUUCUUCUGGUUCCCAUCACCACCAGCAAAGCAAUCCCUACGACAACCCUACCGGUCUUGCUCGUAAGCCGUCUAAGCGAGUGAGCAAUCCCUUUCCACCCUCGAUCAGGACCAGCGUGUCACUGGAGCAACAACAGAUUCCCGACUGGCAACAGCCACCGCAACAGCGCCAAUCCACUCAGACUUCACCACUCAAAGGCGUAGGCGAAACCAGUGAACCUUAUUCCGCCGAGACAUCUUCACCUAACCCAGAUCUUCGCGCACAGAGUCUCCAUCCCCAGGCCCUAGCCCAGGCCCCGUCCCCGUCCCCGUCCCCGUCCCAGUCCCAGUCCCGGUCUCAGUCCCAAGCUCAGGCUCAGGCUCAAGCUCAGGCUCAGGCUCAAGCUCAAGCCCAGGCUCAAGCUCAAGCUCAGGCUCAGACCCAAUCCCGUUCGGGCCCAGAAACACCCCGCCCCCACCCCCACCAAAACCAGAACACUAUACGGCAGGUACCCGCUACCGACACGGAGCCACCGCCCUAUAACUCCGGCAGUCUAGCAUUCCAGCAGCAGCAGCAGCAGCAACAACAACAACAUCAGCAGCAGCAUCAGGCCCAAGCCCAAUUGCAAGCUCACGCCGAGCAUCAGCACCGCUACGGACAAGUCGUCGUUGUCGACCCUGCUCAGCCUCAGGACCAAUAUCAGCAGUACGCACACCCUCAGGCCCAGGCCCAAACUCAUUAUCAGCAGGGCAACCCACCCAGAAUCUAUACUGGGCACCUUGCAUCUCAGCACUCGAACCCAGAGACCAUCUCUCAGCAAUCGUACGAAUCCCCCGUGACUGACUCGGAUCAGCGCUCUUCACACGUCCACUCCACCCAGGCCUCACCCGCCGUGAAUCACAUGCAGCAGGAACUUACAGUCCCGCAGAGUCAGCAGCCCGUUUCCCCUUUACCGUCCCUGGCACAGCCUGUCCCCAUGGCACCACCCUCCGGAGGGCCUACGAGCCGCAGAUCAGGCGAUGACACGAAGAUGCGAGGAAGCAAUAUCGAACCACCUCCAGGACCACCCCCUAAUUACAGGCACAGCCAAGCAAUGAGCAACAUGGGGUCACUACCACCAACCCCCGGGCCUGCGCAGCCCAAUCGAGAGUUCCGGGCGAGCAAUGUGCCCGAGAGGCAGGCGCAACAGCAGCAGUUCGAUGGUGGCACUGAGACCGGCCGGCACAGUCCACAGCCGUCAACCGGAGGGGAAAGAGAAGCGGACGAGAAGCAGUUCAAGGAUCUAUUGACAAAGUACAAAAACGUCAAGAGACUUUAUUUCGACGGCAAGGCUCAGAUCGAACAACUGACCAGCCAGGUUGAGCAGUUGCAAAAUGCUGUAGCCAACCAGCGCAUAUCACAGUCUCGAACCGCGCUUGACGACAGUGAAUAUACCACUCGCUUCAACCGAUUGAACGGUGCCAUCAACAACCUGUCCUUCAACAUCCGCAAGGACUGGAAGUCACUGCCAUCCUGGAUCGAUAGAUAUGUCAGCGUAGAAGCACUCAGGACUGGAAAGCAAGAGAUGACAGCAGUGGGGCGUGCCGUAAUUGCCCGUUGGGUGCUGGAAGAGGUUUUCAACAAGUGCUUUCAUCCCGGACUGGAUAUGGAACUCAGUCGGCAUCUCAAGGAUAUUGAGCAAAAUAUUCGCAGAUUCUCAUAUACCUUGACCAGCCAAGAGGAGUUUGAUGCUCUGACAUCCAAAGUUGUCAGCUGGCGGAUGGCUACGUUAGAAGGACUUCAACAGGCCCUCCAGUCCCAGGAGAGUCAGGACAACCGUGUGGACUUCACAACGUUGGUGUCCGGCAACCUGACGGCGCAUCUCUACCAGCACCUGGUGGAACCGCCACCUGCGGGAGUGGAAGGUAGCGUCGCCAUGAUUGUCGAGCUUGCUGUGGGAAUCGCAGCCAAUCUGUCAUUGGAAUCACGUGACGUUGCCGUGACGUACCCGUUGCCAGGCGACACAAUACAAGCAGAUUUCAUGGAGCUAGAGAAAGCAGGAUUGCCUCCCUUACCGGAUAGCGAAGAUGCAGAGGACAGUGGCCAAGAUGGUGACAAGUCAAAGCGAGAUAAGCCUAAGAGUGGUAUGUUGAAUAUGCUGGGUGGCGUACCGCCUCCAGGCAGCCGGAAAGGCAGCGUCGUUUCGAAUACUGACAUGGAUGCCCCAUCAGCAACCCCAGCCGUUCCAGCCAAGGAUACCACCAAAGUUCGUUUUGCCGGUUUCGUGGCAGUCGAAGUGCGCGGGAGGCAAGUCUUGGUAAAGGCACCCGUAUGGAACCUUGGAUAG